AUGCAUGGCAGAGAUGGUGAGCUGUGUGCUGUGUGCCAUGUGGCCGAUGCGGUGCACACAUGUAGCAACUGUGCUGCCAGCUGUGCAACGAAAGAGGAAGGGGCCACCGUUGCCUUCACGAUGAAUGUGACGACACACAAAUACGCCGGUCCUUAUGAAUUGUGGUGGCGUCAAUUUUCUCCCGAUGGAACCAUCCAUCCGCCUGCACGGAGAGGCGAUGCUGACCAGACGGGCAUCUGCCAGUUGCCGCCACCCCGUGAAGGGAAGGAUGACACAAAAUCUGGUGGGACAACUGUGCCGCAAGUUAAUGCUGAGCCGUCACGUCAACACGAGGAUUGGCGACAGUCUGCGGCGGCUGACGGACCCAACACCGUCGAUCCGAGUCCCGCAUCCAACACGGCGACCAACACGCCUAGGACGAGGCCUGAGUUUGCCACCAAUCCGAACGAAGUGAUGGUCCCGAAUGCAUCCAAGAAGAGGCUUUUCUUUGCCUAUGGUUUAAAAAUAUUAGUGGCGUCGAAUGGUUCCGGGAUCAUGUCCGUCACUUAUGGCGGCAGGGAACACGUUGCUGCGGAUAACACGGACGAGGUGAGUGAGCACAACGCCACUGGACACAAAUUUCCUUUCUUCAGAAAAUGGCGUUGCAGGCAGUGGAUUUGUUGCUGA
Molecule: messenger RNA, 666 nt
Organism: Trypanosoma cruzi
Lineage: Eukaryota; Euglenozoa; Kinetoplastea; Trypanosomatida; Trypanosomatidae
Exons: 1
Coding region: 1-666 (221 amino acids)
Source: RefSeq, a predicted model, not a curated record